Molecule: messenger RNA, 2988 nt
Organism: Pseudoliparis swirei
Lineage: Eukaryota; Metazoa; Chordata; Actinopteri; Perciformes; Liparidae
Gene: med15
Product: mediator complex subunit 15
Exons: 20
Coding region: 77-2395 (772 amino acids)
Biological process (GO): regulation of DNA-templated transcription
Molecular function (GO): transcription coregulator activity
Source: RefSeq, a predicted model, not a curated record
GAGCGGAAGGAGGAAGAGCAGAGGGAAAACAUUACAUUCUAAAGUGAAAAGCCUCCAUUAAUACGUUAUUUCGGUCAUGGAAGUGCCCGGACCGGACAGCGACUGGAGGAGCCCGCAGUUCCGACAGAAAGUCGUCGCUCAGAUUGAAGAGGCCAUGAGGAAGGCAGGAACGCCACACACCAAGUCCAGCAACGACAUGGAGAACCACGUGUACGUCAAAGCCAAAUCCAGAGAGGAGUAUUUGUCUCUGGUGGCGCGGCUGAUCAUUCACUUCAGAGACAUCCACAAGAAGACGCUCGGAGGGCCAGAUCCCAUGAAUGCCCUGACUAACCUGACAGGGGUUGGAGGGGGCCCCGGCGCCACUAGCAUGGGGCCCCGCCCCGCCGGUGCUCCAAUGAGGAUGCAGAUAGGCCAGCAUGCCAUGGCUGGGGUGGCUGGGAACCCGCAGGCCAUCGGGGGUCCGGGCCAGAUGCCGAUGCAGCAGAUCGUGCAGCAUCAGCAAUCCAUCCAGUUCCAGCAGUUCCAGCAGGCCCAGCAGGCCCAGCAGGCCCAGCAGCAGCAGAACGCCAUGCAGCAGCAGCAGCAGCAGUUCCAGGUGCAACUGCGGGCUCAGCAAAUCCAGCAACAGCAGCAGCACCACCAGAACCAGCAACUUCAGCAGCAGAACCAACAGCAGCAGAACCAGCAGAACCAGCAGCAGCAGAACCAGAUGCACCAGAACAUGAUCCAGCAGCAGCAGAUGGUCCAGCAGCAGCAGCACGCUCAGGCCCAGGUCCAGGCUCAAGCCCAGGCUCAGGCCCAGGCCCAGGCUCAGUCCAUCCAGCACAUGGUUCAGCAGCAGCAGGUCCAGGCUCAGCCCCAGCCCGGUCAGAUAGCUCCACACCCUCAGCAGCAGCCCGGCAUGGUGCCGCCAUCGCUGUCUGGACAGAUGGCGGCCGCUCAGCACGUCCCCAUCAACUCACUCAGUCAGCAGCAGCAGCAGCAGCACCAGCUCAAGAUCCAGGCUUUCCAGGUUGAAUUUCCUCAGCUGCCUCAGGAAGAACAUCCUCUGCUGGGCCUUCUUGGAGAUGGAGCCGAUGUUCAGCUCCCACUUGAGGUCCUGGGAGAUGAUGGAGCCCAGGAAGCGGCCCGUGCAGCCCUCCAGCAGCAGCAGGCUGCAGCUCAGGCGCAGCACAACACAGCCGCAGCCGCCGUACCUGGCCAGUUGGUCCGUCCUGGGAUGCAGAUUCCAGCCCGGACGCCCCGGGCCCUGAACGCCCCCAUGCCUCCUCAGAACACUGCAGCUGCAGUCACAGCCGCAGCUGGAGGACAGCCGACCUCCCAACAGGCGCAGCAACAUCCAAUGAUGUCAUCGCCCUCACCUGGGCAGGUGCAAACCCCGCUGUCGAUGCCGCCCCCCCCUCAGCCGUCACCCCAACCCCCCACGUCACAGCCCAACUCAGCCAGCUCCGGCCCCGCUCCGUCUCCAGGGGGCUUCCAGCCUAGCCCGUCCCCCCAGCCCUCCCACAGCCCGGCCAGCGCCCGCACGCCCCUGAACUACGGGGUCCCAUCCCCCGGACCGCUCAACACGCCAGGUAACCCUGGCUCCGUGAUGAGUCCAGCUGGCCCCACCUCUCUGGAGGACCAGCAGUACAUGGAGAAACUCAAGCAGCUCUCUAAAUACAUCGAGCCGCUCCGCAGGAUGAUCAAUAAGAUCGACAAGAACGAAGACAGGAAGAAGGACCUGAGCAAGAUGAAGAGCCUGUUGAACAUCCUGACGGACCCCAACACCAGGUGUCCCCUGAAGACACUUCAGAAGUGUGAAAUUGCUCUGGAAAAGUUGAAGAAUGACAUGGCUGUGCCGACCCCCCCGCCCCCCCAGGUGUCCAACAAGCAGCAGUACCUGUGUCAGCCGCUGCUGGACGCCGUCAUGGCCAACAUCCGCUCGCCGGUCUUCAACCACUCGCUGUACCGCACCUUCGCCCCCGCCAUGGGCGCCAUCCACGGCCCCGCCAUCACGGCGCCCCUGGGCAGGAAGAGGAGGCUGGAGGCCCAGCAGCAGCAGCUCGUCCCCAACGUGCUGCAGGGGGAAGUCGCCCGGCUGGACCUCAAGUUCCUGGUGAACCUCGACCCCGCCUCCUGCAGCAGUAACGGGACCGUGCACCUGGUCUGCAAGCUGGAUGACAGGACCCUCCCCAGCGUGCCCCCCCUGCAGCUCAGCGUUCCGGCGGAUUAUCCUGACCAGAGUCCAUACUGGGCCGACGACGGGGACCAGUACGGUGCCAACGGGUUCCUGCAGGUGGUCCACAGGAACAUGACCUCCAAGCUGCUGCAGCUGCCCGACAAGCACUCGGUGACGGAGCUGCUGCACACCUGGGCCCAGAGCGUCCGCCAGGCCUGUCUGUCAGCCGCCUGAGGCCCCGCCCCCCGGAGGCCCCGCCCCCUGGGCCCAGAGCGUCCGCCAGGCCUGUCUGUCAGCCGCCUGAGGCCCCGCCCCCCGGAGGCCCCCCCUGGGCCCAGGCGUCCGCCAGGCCUGUCUGUCGGCCGCCUGAGGCCCCGCCCCCUGGGCCCAGAGCGUCCGCCAGGCCUGUCUGUCGGCCGCCUGAGGCCCCGCCCCCCGGAGGCCCCGCCCCCUGGGCCCAGAGCGUCCGCCAGGCCUGUCUGUCGGCCGCCUGAGGCCCCGCCCAUACAGACACUUACGAGCAGCUGUUGUUCCCCACACUCAUCUCAGUCCCUGAAUGCCUCAUCAGGCGAGGACAUUCCUCCCGAUGCAUUGUGGGUGAGCAGCUUGUACAUAAAAUAUACUCUUGGUUUGAAACACAACGGGAAACCCGUCUGUCCCGAUAUAUCUUCUGCUCCUGAACGCAACACACAGCUGUUUGAGACGAGCUCGUAUACCACAGAAGAAGAAGAAGACGAGCUGUAAAGACUAACUUUGAUCCUCAAGUGAAAAUAUAAAUGUAUUCUUUUGUUGUUGUUGCUAUAAUAAACUUCAGUUCAACUUUUUAA